AUGCCUCCUCCACCGCCGCCUCCACCUCCACCGCCUGCACCCCCAGCUCCGGCGCCAUCAGCACCGCCACCAGCUAGUACUGCACGAAAUGCACUUCUCAGCGAUAUUCAUGUAGCUUUUCAUCACUUGAAAUCUUCAAAAAUAUGUUUCAUUUUGCAGAAAGGUGCCAGGUUGAAGAAAACUGUGACGAAUGACAGAUCCGCACCUGCAGUAGGAAAUGUGAAGCCAUCUGCUAACGGAUCCACUUCAAGUUCAGCGCCAAACGGUUUUUCCCGAGUUUUUUGUUGGAAAUAAAUGCAAUUUUUCAGGCGGAAAUGCUCCAAAACCGUCAUUUGGAAGUUCUCCGGGACCUGGUCUAGGUGGCCUUUUUGCUAAUGGAAUGCCAAUGAAACCCAGUGAUAAUAAAAGGAGGGCAACUACAACGAAUAUUGUUACUGGUGAAUCUUUAUCUCGAAAAUAAAUUAAACUUUUUCUCAGGUUUGGCCGCCAGUACAUCUUCCUCACCACCGCCGCCACCUCCUCCAGUUCCUUUACCGGCUGAAAGUUUAUCUCUUUGAAGAUUUAAAGUUUAUUAAUGCUCUUCUAGAUCGAAAACCGUCUUUCGGCGCCUCGAAGCCAAAUCCACCGCCUCCCCCGCCUGCCCAACAGGCCAAACCCACGGUUUUCUUCAUUUUCAAAUUUUUAAGUGUCUUUCCUGUUGAAAAUGUCCUUUGCAGUUAUGUUUUUCUGUUUUUCUUGAUGAUUACUAAUAUUUUUGAGUGAAUUUUCUUUGCAUCCUUGUGAUUUCUAGCUCGGCGGACCCUCUCAAACCAAUCGGGAACAAUUUAAAACGAUGCGACCGAUCCGACAAGCUUCUGAUGAAAAGCCCACGUUUUUGAGAAGGAGUGGCAGUUCCGAGGUUUUGUUUUUGAAAAUUGAAUUUCUAGCUGUUUUGUACUUAACUAAUCGAAUGCGGUUCUCCUUGUUUUUUCAAGUUUUUUUUCGGAAUUCGAAGGAAUUUCCAGCUUUAGAAGCUUCUAUUUAAUGAUUUUUUUCUGAAUUUAAAAAAAUUUUUGAAGGGUUUUUUCUGGAAAAAUCGCUGAAUUUUGAGCUUUUUGUGAGAUUUCGAUUUUUUUGAAAAAUUGGUUCAUUGUUUCAUAUUCCCAGGGCUCUUAAAUGGUCGUGGAUGCACGGUUCUUUCUAAUUUUUGUCUUUAUGUCAUUUGAAAAAUGUUCAGAAGUGUUACGCUUUAGUUCUUAAAAUCCGUUAAUAAUUCUAGCAGUUUCUAGUAAAUCCGAUAAUAAUUCUAGUAAAAUGUGAUAAAGUUGGAAAAAUCUCUUUUUUUUUCUUGAAAAACGAAUUGUAGAAAAAGGCUUCUUCAACUUUUUCGAAAAAUCGUUUUUUUAAAAGUCAUAUUUUCUUUCCAAAUCACUUUUUCCGGCAAUUUUUCAUUAAACGUAAUUAUAGAGACGUUUGAAAAAAAUAAAAAUAGGAAAAAAAUAACCAUUUUCAACUGUUUAAGGCAAUUUUUUUAAAAAGAAAAAAAGUUUAGGAAAUAACCGGUUCUUCUCGGAUAAUGAGGCCUGGAGUUCCACCGCCUUCCCGGCCGAAUGCGCCACCCCCGCCGCCGCCUCCACCUCCAGCACAGAACAAUACGCCGAUAAAACCAACUGGAAUUCGGCCCACACCUCCGGCAAAGUAAAUUUUUUUGAAAAAUCGUUUUCCGGUCCAGAUUUUUUAUAAUAAUUUGAUAGCUCCUUAGAAAAUAUUCAGUAUUACUUGGCUGAAGUAGUGCUUCGACCUCUCUAGGUAAAACAAAACAAAAUUACCUUUUUUUCACCUAUUUUCUUCCUUCUUUAUUUAAACCUCCUUGAAAGUUCCUUUCCAGAAAAAAACUGUUUUAACUGUUUAUUGCAUCUUCAAUGUAAGAAUACAUGUGCAAUCGACUUUCAUUGAUUUCAACUGUGUUUAAACGGCGGCAGGAGCUGUGGCUUAGGCAGAGAAGUUGUGAAUGUCGCUCGUAGAACAUCAGGUACAAGAGGGGUCGUAGGAAGAAGUACGGUGCCGGCUUUCCAAAGGCUGAUGGCAGAGAUUGAGCCUUUUCGCUGCAUGCAGCUUCCAAUAUUAUCUACCCCGGAGGGAUGAAAGGCUUGGUCGACCUCGGGGGGGACUCGAACCUACGACCUUGCGGACGUUAGAAAUGAGUUAUGCCAGCUGAGCUAUGCCGCCCCUCCAGAAAAAGGUUCAGAAAAAAAGGCACCUUUGAAGCCUUUGUAAGACUUUUUUUUUUUCCAUAACUCCUCUUUGAGACCUUUUGGACUUUGUCCGUGCUUUUGAAACUUGUGAAAAAUCUUUUUGCUUUCUCAAACAUGCUGUUUUUUUCCGUUGAAAAUUGUCCUUUUUUACUUUUUUCAUUUCAAAAAGUUUUUUUCUUCAGAGCUCCCUCAGUGAUAGAAGAUUUGUCACCUCCUGCUCCACCGCCACCGCCAAGAUUCGCCUCAAAAGCGCCGGCUCCAUCUUCCAAUUUCCGAUCAAGUCCGGCGAUCUCCACAGCUCCGCCGCCUUUUUCCGUUUCAGCAAAACCGGAAAAGUUCCACCCUCUAGAUAGGUGGGUUUUCGGGAGAAUUUCGCGGAAAUUCGGCUUGAAAAUAUUCAAGUUUUGUGAGAAUUUGGGCAUGCUGGGAAAGUCGGUCGGUUUGGUCACUUUUUGAAAAUUCAAAAGUUUUUUUUUAUCGGUCUAAAUUGUUUUUAAACUCAAAAUUUUCCAAAAUGCGUAGAAUUCUCGAUUAGAGAGGGUUUUUUUCUAAGAUUUAAGAUCCUUUUUUUGACGAAAAAUUCAGGAAAAAGUUAGAUUUGUAAGUAUAAUGGCCAGUACUUUUUUUGAAACUGAUCAUAUUAUGAAGAAAUAGAUACUUUAAAAAGCGUUAACACCUUCAUAAAGCUCAAAAAAAUUUUCAAACCUUAAAAAAACUUGAAAACUUUUCUAUUUCAAGUUGCCCGGAAACUGAGUUCACUGUUAGAUUUAUUUGAUACUCAUUAGGUAACUUUUUUUUUCACUCCGUCAGGAGGUCCUGAAACACGGUUCAGCGCAGUUUCAUAAUUUGGGCAAAAAAAAGGCUAAAAAACAUACGAUUAAAUUUCUCGGUUCCCGUUGAAAAAUCAGCCACAAGACAGGUUUCGUUGAAAAUAGGCUUCAAGAACGGUUAUUUAGAGUAGUUUGCGUUGAAAAAUUUAUUUUCAUUUAUACAAGGGCAGAAAUUUCUUAAAAGUUGCCAUCCCGCACCCCCGAGUUUUCACAAAAUAAAGUCAUUGCUUUUUCAUAGGCUUUUAUGCACCAUUUUUGCUGCCUCUCCCUUUCUUCAUCAUUUUUGAGCCUUUAAAAUCUUAGAAAAAUCUGAAGGCUUGAUAAAGGGACUUUUUUGUUGCCUUUUUGCUUCCUUUUUGAGUCUCUCCCUUUAACGACCAUUCCGACUUUGCCCGAGAUUAAACUCUUUUUCAUCAAACUUAAUUAUUUUCAUCACAUUUUCAGAUUUUCCUUUAUGUCUCUGAACCAACUACCCCCGCCACCACCGCCAGGCAGCAAUCGUGUAUGAAAACAAAUCAAAAAUCCAAAUUCUCGUCAAAAUCUUCAGUUAGAUAUUGUUUCGAUUAAUUUUCCCUUUGGCCGAUGCCGGUAUAUUUUUUUUUGAACCAAAAAGUGAGAAAUAUCUUAUUUCACUUCAAUUUUCCGUGUUUUUGUCUUGUCGUUUUUUUCUGCUGUAUUUUUCAAAGCCUUGGUAUUCAAAUGAUUCGUCUGUGAUAUCGAAAUCUCCGCCUCCCGAGUUUUGUAUUGAUUGUAUUAUAUCUAUGAAAAUAUGUGUGUUAAUUCGAUUUUUUAUUAUAUAUAUACCUUUUUUUUGCACACGCCUCUCGCUUAAAGCUUUGUGAUAAUUGAUCUAGAUUCGCCUUAUUUUUUUUAUAGAUUUGAAUGAUUUUUUUGGAGGGUUUUUUUGGAAAAAAUAGUUGAUUUUUGAUGACUUCAGCCAAUUUUUUUGAGCUUCAAGGGUGAUUAAAGCUCUGAUUUCUUAUAAAUAAUUCAACUAGACCCAUUUAUUACACAAAAAAAUCCAAAAAUACCUCAAAAUUUCGUUCAAAUUUCUCUUUUCUGUAUCAAAAAUCAACUAGUAAAUUUUCUCCAUCAUCUAGAACUUUUUCAUUUUUUUUCUUGUAGUCUUUUUAGUACCUCUCGCCCACCAACACGGACCGUCGCUCUCAGAGAAUUUCCUUUUAGGCCUUUUAAUGCCUGAAAAACUUUUUCUUAUUCAUAUACAUCUCUCGAUUUGCUCAUUUGUCGAUAAAACAGUUCAUUUUUCUUUCGCAUGAAGUUUAUUUUGUUGGAAAGGUUGUAGAAUGUCCUUUUUAUUUUAUUCUUGUACAACUUAGACAAGGUCCGAAAGGACUUUAUGAAAUUUUUAAGAGGAUAAUAUUUAAUUAUACCUUGUCAAGGAAAAAGAUGUUAUAAUUUUUCCGGCUUUUUUUGGACAUUUUUUUCGUCUUCUCUGUAUUCAGUUUUCAUUUAAAAAAAUCCAAGAAGGCUUUUUCCAAAAAAGCUUCUUCCACCUUUUAAGAAGUAUAAAAGUUGUGAAAAUCUUCCUGGAUUUUGAAAAAAAGAAAGAUUUGAAGAUGAUGCCCCAAGAAAAGAAGGAAGAUCCCCAAUUAGUGGAUCGUCUUGAAUCAAUCGUCGUCAUUGAACGCAAAAUCGACGAUCUUUUGAAGUUUGAACUGAAUUUUGAUGAUUAGAAAAUGAAGUUUUGAUUUUUAGAUGCGCUAAAGAUUGUUUAGCGGAACUGUCAAGGGAGAAGCAGAUUAGUAAGGUUUGAAAUUUUAUUCCUCCUAAUAUAAUCUCUAUGAGAUAUAGAACAAAAAUGGAGGACAACUGUAACUCGUUCAAAAAGCUCCUGACCCAAAUCGAGAGCGAAUUGAGCGGCCAUAUGCAAUACUUGGCCAAUGUUUGUGUCGGAUCUGCUCAUCAAGGUUCAGUUUUUUGAUUUUCAAUGGGAUUUUUUAGAUAAAAGUAAUUUUUUAGCCCGUUUUUCCAUUUUUUAAGUCCAGUUUUGAAGUUUAGCAGCCUUUUUUGAAAAUGAAAAUAGGAUUAUCGAUCUUCUAGUCAUUUUUCGCUUCUCGAAUUUAUAAUUUUAUCACAAAAAUAGUAUCAAAAGGGUCGCUUUUUUCUCCAGAAAUCCGUGAUCUUUAACUUUUUUGGCCUUUUUUCUUAGCUAGAUGAACGACUUGAUGUCGUUGUUCACCACCAGUUUCUUUUUAACUUGCUGAGCGGCUAGGUAGCGUUGUUCAACACCAAUUACUUUCAUUGGCUAAACUUCUUGCUCAGUAAGGACUUUCUGGGGAAAGUUAUUUUUAGUUUAUUGAAACCUUUGCGCAUCGAGUAAAUCCUAAAACUUGAUUUUUGAACUUCUUUUCACACAUUUUAAAAUUGGGAAGCUUCUGUUGUCGCUUUUUCGAGUAAAAGAAGAUUUCGGUCUUCUAGUCAUUCUUUCCUUUUCGAAUUUGUAUUUUUUAUCAGAAAGUAUUAUUCAAAAACACUAAGAAUAACUGACGAGAUAAAAGCGAGGUCGGUGGCGGUACAUUGACGAGCUCGCAAACAUCUCGCUUUUUUCAAGGCGCGAUCUCGCAUUUCUCUCGGCGCGACCUCGCAUUUUUCUUGGCGCGAUCUCGCAUAUAUCUCGCACUUCGGAAAUUUUCAAAUUGCGAGAGAAAUGCGAGCUCGCGCCUAGAAAAAUGCGAGCUCGCGCCCAGACUAAUGCGAGACCGGCGCGAGAAAAAAAGCGAGAUGUUUGCGAGCUCGUCAAUGUACCGCCAGUGUCUCGCGUUUAUCUCGGCAGUUAUUCUUAGUGAAGUAUCAUUGCAAGGCUUUUUUCCAAGAAAUCGUGAUUUUUCACCUUUUUAUACAUCUUUUCAGUUAGAUGAACAGCUAGGUAUCGCUUUUCAAUACCAGUUUCUUUUUAGCUAAUUGAACUUCUAGGUAUCGCUGUUCAACACCAGUUCCCUUGACUGAUCAAAUUUCUUGCUCAAUAAAUAUAGGAAGUUCUGAUUGAAAAUUAAUUUUUCUUUAGUUCACUGACAGCUAUGCGCUUUGAAUAAUGCCAUGAAACUGAAGGGAAUUUGUUUUUUAAAGUUUUUGUUUUCACAUGCUUUGAAAUCUUUGAAAUUGAGAAGCUUCUAUUCACCUUUCCGAGUGAAAGAAAGUUUUCGGCUUUCUAGUAAUUUUUUUCUUCUCGAAUUUGUAUUUUUUUAUCAGAAAAAUAUUAUUCAAAAAAAGUAUCAUUGCAAGGCUUGUUUUUUCAGAAAUCCGUGAUCUUUCACUUUUUUCAUUCACUUUUUUUUAGCUAGAUGAACUGCUGGUUAACGUUGUUCAGCACCAGUUUCUCUGACAUUAAAUUUCUCGCUCAAUAAUCGAUAAUAAACUCUCGAUUCCCAGGAUCAACCUUCGCAUCUCAUCAGAACAUCGCCUUGGCUGAGAUGACCGGCGAACAGCUUCACAAGGACAUUUUGGACAUCGCCGGCACUCUGAAAGUCAAAGAACCGCCCACGAAACUCGUCGAAACCACCAUCGUCAUCACCAACGAGGAUGACGUCACCAUGGAGGAACCUGCAGCUGAACAACCACAGGAAGCAGUUCAACAACCGAAGGAGGAGGAGGAGAAAAUGGAGGAAGACAAGGAGAAAGAUUAG
Molecule: messenger RNA, 6708 nt
Organism: Caenorhabditis auriculariae
Lineage: Eukaryota; Metazoa; Nematoda; Chromadorea; Rhabditida; Rhabditidae
Source: the annotation of a GenBank genome assembly